This is a messenger RNA of Gallus gallus (chicken), 2085 nucleotides long. It is a transcript of the gene PRPSAP2, whose product is annotated as phosphoribosyl pyrophosphate synthetase associated protein 2. The record is from RefSeq and is a predicted model, not a curated record. Lineage: Eukaryota; Metazoa; Chordata; Aves; Galliformes; Phasianidae. The coding region runs from base 421 to 1545 and encodes 374 amino acids. Gene Ontology annotation, cellular component: cytoplasm; ribose phosphate diphosphokinase complex. The transcript has 12 exons. Gene Ontology annotation, molecular function: ribose phosphate diphosphokinase activity; magnesium ion binding. Gene Ontology annotation, biological process: purine nucleotide biosynthetic process; 5-phosphoribose 1-diphosphate biosynthetic process.
GCGGCGCCGCCAUCUUGCGAGCGAGCGGAUAACCGCUGGAGGGGUUGAGCUUCGCGCUGCCUCUGCCUCUUCACCAUCCCUCCGGGCCGGGCCGUCUUCUCCCGGGACCGGAGGGCCGGAGCCGGCAGGUAAGGCCUUCAUCAAGGGACGCGCCAUGCUCCCCUUCCACACCUUGCCCCAUACGGUGCUCCGCCGCCCGAGGAAGGGGCUUCCCCUCAGCGGCCGUGUGGGAGGGAGCCUCUCUCCGGGGCGUUCAUCGGCGGCCCCACAGGAGAAAUAUUAGUAUCAAAGAAUGACAACUACUUCAUCAAGUGGAUGCGUUGUACAAGAGGUCAUUAUUUACAGCUACCAACUUUAUUGAAUUCUUCCUUACAUUUCAUCCAUAUUUUCUUUUAGGAGUGGGAAGACAACUUAGGUUUGAUGUUUUGUGUGCCAUCAACUGAAACUGGAGCCAUCAUGAAUAUAACGAAAGGUGGACUGGUGCUGUUUUCAGCUAAUUCCAAUUCUUCAUGCAUGGAACUAUCAAAGAGAAUUGCUGAGCGAUUAGGAGUUGAGAUGGGGAAGGUUCAGGUUUAUCAAGAGCCAAACAGAGUUGUCUUCUUGACAGAAACGAGAGUACAGAUUCAGGAGUCUGUGAGAGGAAAGGAUGUGUUUAUCAUCCAGACAGUUUCAAAGGAUGUGAAUACUACGAUUAUGGAACUCCUGAUCAUGGUGUAUGCUUGUAAAACAUCCUGUGCCAAAAGCAUUAUUGGAGUGAUUCCUUACUUCCCCUACAGCAAACAGUGCAAGAUGAGAAAAAGGGGCUCCAUUGUCUCUAAAUUACUGGCGUCAAUGAUGUGCAAAGCUGGACUAACUCAUCUUAUUACCAUGGAUUUACAUCAGAAGGAAAUACAGGGCUUCUUCAAUAUUCCAGUUGAUAACUUGAGAGCAUCUCCAUUUUUACUACAGUACAUCCAAGAAGAGAUACCAGACUACAGGAAUGCUGUAAUUGUGGCCAAAUCACCUGCGUCUGCAAAGAGGGCUCAGUCAUUUGCUGAACGUUUGCGGUUGGGAAUUGCAGUGAUUCAUGGGGAGGCGCAAGAUGCUGAGUCUGACAUGGUAGAUGGUCGACACUCACCACCCACAGCCAAAAACGUAGCUGCUAUUCAUCCCAGUUUAGAGAUACCCAUGCUGAUUCCCAAGGAAAAACCACCCAUCACAGUUGUUGGAGAUGUAGGAGGAAGAAUAGCUAUCAUCGUGGAUGACAUUAUAGAUGAUGUUGACAGCUUUCUUGCUGCAGCAGAGACCCUCAAGGAGAGGGGGGCUUACAAGAUCUUUGUUAUGGCCACACAUGGUCUGCUAUCUUCGGAUGCUCCCAGGCUGAUAGAAGAAUCUGCAAUUGAUGAGGUGGUUGUUACAAACACAAUUCCACACGAAAUCCAGAAACUCCAGUGCCCUAAAAUCAAGACUGUGGAUAUCAGCAUGAUCCUCUCAGAAGCCAUUCGCAGGAUCCACAAUGGGGAGUCAAUGUCGUACCUUUUCAGGAAUAUUGGACUGGAUGAUUAAAGCUUUUUAAUUUAAAUAAACACCUUGGGCCAAACUGGAAGUGAAAAGAUAACGAGCUGUGAAGCAUCAUGCUUAUCUUAAUAUUUCUGUUGAGCCACUUCUUGUUUUCUCUUGGUUUAAGUAUCAAGGUAGAACAUUUUUUAAGAGCUAUUUUUUUCUUUGCAGUUUUUUGGGGGGAGUGAGAAGGGAGGAGAGAGGGAGGGAGGUGGGUAAGCAUUUUACAGAAAACUGUUCUAGUUGCUUAUAGGUUAGUUGCACUAUAUACAUGGUGGAAAAACCCCACAAAACACUUGAAGCAAGAAUUUGGCUUCUAAAUUAAGCAUUCCUUUUCCAAAGCUGCUUGCUACAAGUGCUUCAAAAGGUAAUAAAAUGAAGUGACUGUAUAAUAUUUGCAUUUAAGAAGCCAAAAAGGUUGUACUGUUGUAUGCAGUUAAGUGAUUUUGUAGGAGUGCUUUUAUAGAAAAGCAUAUGAAAAUAUGCACCUGUAUUUAUUUUCUGCGACAAAGAAUAAAGAUCUGUUUUGUGUGAGCUUUCUAAAAA